Messenger RNA from Penicillium chermesinum, 1284 nucleotides. RefSeq names its product anaphase promoting complex subunit DOC1. The record is from RefSeq and is a predicted model, not a curated record. Bases 1 to 1284 code for a protein of 427 amino acids. Gene Ontology annotation, cellular component: anaphase-promoting complex. NCBI's taxonomy places the organism in Eukaryota, Fungi, Ascomycota, Eurotiomycetes, Eurotiales, Aspergillaceae. The transcript has 2 exons. Gene Ontology annotation, biological process: anaphase-promoting complex-dependent catabolic process; protein K11-linked ubiquitination.
AUGCCAAACCUGCGCCGCCAGCCCAAUCCGAGUGGCCAGCUGGAUGAGGCACGUGCCGGAAAUCUUCGUGCACAGUUCCAGACUCCGCCGUCGCGCCGCACCCCUUCCAACCCAACACGCGCCGCUCCUCCAUCAACAGGGCCUCAUGAGAUAACCCCGGACGCAUUGCCUGCGAUGGCCCCUCCAGCAGGAAUAAUAAACCCUUUCGGUAUCUUUGGCCGUGGUACUCGACAUGACCCUCAAGCUCCACCGCCCCAAGAAUAUGGUGAGGACGAGGGUGAGGACGAGGACGUGUUUGAUGACGCGGACGAGGACUUUGAUCCCCACGCCCAGGAUGUCAACCAGGACGAGUAUGAGGAUGAAUUGGACUCAGACGAGCACCCAGGAUCUGAGGAGCUCGAGGAUACCGAAGAUGUCGACCCAGCGGAGUUGGACGAGAUGAUGGAUGACCAGCUCGAGGAGGACGACGAAGACAUGGACCGAGAGCGAUCGGAAUCGCCUCUCCCUUCAAACCUGCGUGAAAUCUCAUCUCUGGCUUCAUGGACCGUCUCAACCUCCAAGCCUGGCUGCGGUGUCGCAGCCCUGCGCAACCCCUCACCAAUGCAGUACUGGCAAUCCGACGGCCCGCAGCCACAUAUCCUCACCCUACAUUUCUUCAAACUUGUCGCUGUCGUGCGCAUCCGGGUAUAUCUAGAUUUCAAUAUGGACGAAAGCUACACGCCUACAAAGAUGAUCUUCCUCGCCGGGAUGGGCGGCAACGACCUUGUCGAGUUCGCAACCUGGGAAGGCGAAGCGCCACGCGGCUGGGAAGACAUCCCGCUCGAGGGCGUUGGCGGCCGGAAUGGAGGCUGGGUACACGAAGACAAGACCCGUCCACGUCGCAGAUCGAGCCACGCCGAGGGCGAAGAUAGUGACGAUGGGGACUCCGAGCUGGAGGAGAGACUGAGGCAGGAGCCUUACUACGGUAACGUUCUCAAGGCUAUGGUGAUUCAGAUGCGUGUGAUGGAGAAUCAUCAGAAUGGAAAGGACACGCAUGUCCGUGGAUUCCAGGUUUUUGCUUCUGACGGGUCCCGGGCUACUAUGACUGCCCCGUCCGCUUCUGCUGAUGGACGUGACCGUCUCCGGAGACAUAGCCAUCGCCAGUCUUUGCGGCCAAAUUCCCAUCAUGAUCGGGUAGGCAGUGUGGAUUUAGAUGUGGCGAGGUUGGACUUACAAGCAGUGAGGCCUGUUUCCCCGAGUGGGUUGGAAGAGCCGGAGUGGAUGGGCGAGCCUAUUAUUCGGUGA